AUAUGGAAGGCGGACUCAAUAGACUUGUCACCAGAGUCCUAAUAAUAAAUAAAAAAAAUUAAGUGACGUGAUUUUGAAGUAGAUUUUUUAACCAUUAUUACCAGAGACCAAUAAACUAGUAUUAUUACCUAUUAAAUGUCUUUUAUGUUUUCUAAGUCGUGCAUGGUCUAGAUAUUCUCAAUAUCCAUCAUUAUUAUUUUAAAGAAAUGUUACGAAAUCGAACUAUACUGCGAUUUAUGUGGCACCAACGAUGUUAUAGAACAAUUGAUUAUGCAAGACCGUGUUUCACUAUAGUCCCUAAAGUAUGUUUAAGAAACCAAAGCACAAUCACAGUGGAAGAUGGAUAUGUAAAAAAAUUUAUGAAGGCUGUUGGAUGGAUGGACCAGUCUAGAACGCGCUUGAAACUUACUGGGUAUUUUCUGUAUGAAAAUAUACCUGGGAAUGUGGCAUAUGAAGAAUGGUUUGAAAGUUUAGAACUGCCAGACACAUUUGCAUCCUGGUUCAAUAUCACUGAGCUACAUGUGUGGUUGGUGAUGGUGCGUUAUAUGGCUGAAGACAUCAUUCACCCAACAACUGAAAAGACUAAAUAUGUCAAAGGAGAUGGUUAUUUUGUAAGAAACUGUAUAGUAGAGGCUAUGUGGGCUGAUGUAUCGAAUAGAAUCAAGUUACUAGAGGGUGCAAAUCCAUCCAUAGCAAGAAAACAAGUAUCAGAGCUGUCUGAACAGUUUCAAGCAGCACUGGUUGCUUAUGACGAAGGUUUAAGUGAUGACAGGGUUCUUGCUGCAGCAGUGUGGAGGAGAUUCUACUCACUUUCUGAAGAUGCAAAAGCUGAGCAUGUUGAGAGAAUUGUUAAGUUUAUCAGGCAUCAGAUUUGCAUAUUGGACAAGAUACCUAGUGAAAAUCUUAAAAUGAAACCGAAUAUUACAUGGUUAAGUAUACUGUCUAAGUAAAAAAGGGGUUAUGUAAAUAAUUUGAGAUAAUUAGUAGGUAGUUAUUUAAAAAAUAAAACUUAUUAUAUAUGUAA
Messenger RNA from Manduca sexta (tobacco hornworm), 1024 nucleotides. RefSeq names its product ubiquinol-cytochrome-c reductase complex assembly factor 1 (gene Uqcc1). Lineage: Eukaryota; Metazoa; Arthropoda; Insecta; Lepidoptera; Sphingidae. The record is from RefSeq and is a predicted model, not a curated record. Gene Ontology annotation, biological process: mitochondrial respiratory chain complex III assembly. Gene Ontology annotation, cellular component: mitochondrion. The transcript has 5 exons. The coding region runs from base 207 to 950 and encodes 247 amino acids.